AUGUUGAAAGCCGCCGACGCCUCCUGCGCCGCCGCUUCCGCCGGUGAAUGGUCAGCGCUGGAGUUUGAACAGGGCCCUGAACCAUCUCAACGCCAUUUGCGCUCCCGGCCCCCACCUCCUUCCUCCAACAGCCGCUCGCUCCGUCACUCCGCUUCCCACAGGCCCCGCGCGGCCGUCCGACCCCACAGCCAAUCGCGCGGCAGCUUACUCAAACCGCCGCGCAGGCGCCGCUCCCCGCAUGCUCCGGCGCCCGCCAUUGGUCCGGCCGCGGCGCCCGACGGGAGUUGUAGUCCCGGUCCGCGAGGUCCCUAUACUCGGAGCGGGGCGCGGGAGCGGGUGGCGGGAGGAACGGUCGUGGCGGGUCUGACCAGCUCGGGCUCGGGAGCCAGUUUCAGCUCCCGGCCCUGCCGGGAGACCCAGGUGCUGCGGGGGAGGGCCGGGGCCUCAGUGCAGGCAGCUGUGUCAAUCGUUUCCCCCCCAGGGACACGCCGGUGUCUAGGGAGGAUGGGUUGUGCAGCUGCGCCAGGCCUGCUGGGGCCGCGGCCCGGGAUCGGGGAGGUAGGGAGCUGGCGGCUCGGAACCGCCCUCAGCCCGGCCCGGCGGAUGCUGGCCCAGCGCAGGCACACCAUUUGUAGUGUGACUUUGCAGCUCCUUGAAGAAUCUGGGCUGUAACUUGUAACUUGGGUUGGCCGAAAGAACAUGGCAGAAGAGAUACAGCUCUGAGCUGGAGUCUUAACGAAAACUUGAACGAUUCCACAUUCUUUCUUGGAUCCCUGCCUCCACAAGGAGAGCAGGCCUGGGCUAGCCUGCUGGAGGAGGAGAAGCCACAUGGAAAAGAGCUGAGGUCAUCGUACACCAGUCAACAGUCAGCAGACCCCAAACAUGCAAGCCAAGCCAGGAUUAGCAUAGCCACCUACCCAACCUGCAGCUGCCCACAGAUGCCCGUGUGAGCCCACCUGGGGCCAGACCAACUGCCCAGAUGACUUUAGACUCACGAGCAAUAAUAAAUAGUUAUUAUGUUAA
Messenger RNA from Mustela lutreola (European mink), 1023 nucleotides. RefSeq lists its product as uncharacterized. The transcript has 3 exons. The coding region runs from base 1 to 672 and encodes 223 amino acids. Lineage: Eukaryota; Metazoa; Chordata; Mammalia; Carnivora; Mustelidae. The record is from RefSeq and is a predicted model, not a curated record.